Molecule: messenger RNA, 1062 nt
Organism: Guillardia theta CCMP2712
Lineage: Eukaryota; Cryptophyceae; Pyrenomonadales; Geminigeraceae
Exons: 5
Coding region: 1-1062 (353 amino acids)
Source: RefSeq, a predicted model, not a curated record
AUGGCCCUGCGGAUAUCCCUUAUUUCAUACUCCUGCUAUCAUCGUCUCGACUUUGCCCGAUCGCUUGCUAUGAGGGACCCCUCUGCCCGUGGCUACAGCAAAACUUGCAGCUCGAGAUCGAACGGGCACGGGCCGCUGGAGCUGACAGGGAAGCAGCAGCACAUCAAGGUCUUCUUCACCGUCCUCGAUGUUGAGAAGGAGAGGGGUAUGAAACUCGUCAUCUGGGACUCUUGCCAGACUGUCUUCUCCGAGUACGAUUACGACCAGCUCGUGACGGCUGAGCACCAGUCAAGCGAGAUCUUGAUGUACGCGCAAGACCGAUGGGUGGGAGGACACGACAACCUCUUCAUCCUGCAGCUGCUCCGUGCGGACCGGACGGUAGCAGCUCAGGGUUCGAGUCACUUCACUGUCCCGCGCAUUACGAACGUGACUGAGGGGCUGCUGGGGGAGAUGGAUCAGGAGGGAGGAGGAGGAUGCGACGAAAAGGACGAGUGCUUUUCUCAUGUCAGGUCGGUACACUGGAGCCCCUUGGCGUGCAGUCAGCCCCGAGCUCCCCUCCGCAUCUUCGAUGUGAGCUUGUCGCGAUGGUCGGAGGAUCGGCUCGAACUGUUUGUCCGACCUGGCACGGGGGCAAGACGCGAGGAGAAGUUGGCGAUGGAGGGAGCAGGGAUGAUCAGACUGAGGGCCCAACCUGUGCCCCUCGGCGAUGGUUCUUUCUGCGAUCACUCUUCUUCCUUUGUUGCAGGGACGAUGCUGAUGGCGGUGGGAGUUACAGGAGGAAGUGUCGAGCACUUUGGGUAUGCUAUGUAUGUUGUGGUGCUGGUGCUGGUGAUGAUGAUGGAGAUGGUGGUGGUCGUGAUGGUUAUGGUGAUGGUGAUGAUGACGAUGAUGAUGGUGGUGAUACAGAUGAUGAUGAUGAUGAUGAUGAUGAUGAUGAUGAUGAUGAUGAUGAUGCUGACGAUGAUGAUGGUGGCGAUGGAGACCAUGACUGAGAUGAUUAUGAAGAUGACUGUGGCAUCGAUGAUGAAGAUGAAGAUCAUGAUGAUGCAAAAGGCAUCAUAG